AUGCGGAACCAAACCACCGUGACCGAAUUCAUCCUCAUUGGCUUCCUCUACCCCCGCCAUCUGGAAUGCCUCAUUGCUGUUGGCUUCCUGGCCUCUUAUUUGCUGAUCUUGUCUGGCAAUAUCAUGAUCAUCACCAUCAUCCUCUUAGACCAUCACCUCCACAGCCCCAUGCACUUCUUCCUCUGGAACCUCUCCUGUCUGGAGAUCCUUAUUACAUCUUCUUUCCUACCCAAGGUGAUUGCCAGCUUUCUGACGGGUGACAGGUCCAUCUCCUACCUGGCUUGUAUCACUCAGUGCUAUUUCUACUUCCUUCUGGGCUGCAGUGAGUUUGUCCUGCUGGCCGUUAUGUCCUAUGACCGCUAUGUGGCCAUCUGCAACCCACUGCACUACAGCAUGGUCAUGAAUGCUCAGUUCUGCUUCCAGCUUGUGGUGGGGUCAUGGGCAACGGGGUUCCUGGCCACCAUCAUCCCCACCAUCCUGGUCAUCACCCUGCCCUUCUGCAAUGCCAACCAGAUUGACCACUUCUUCUGCGACGGCUUGGCCUUGGUCAAGCUGUCCUGUGUGGACACGAGCUUUGUGGAGCUGCUGAGUUUCAUGACCUCCUCCGCCAUUCUGCUGGGCUCCUUGAUCCUGACAGUGGUGUCCUACACUUAUAUUGUUGCCACCAUCUUCAAAAUAACAUCCCACUCAGGACGCAACAAGGCUUUCUCCACCUGCUCCUCCCACUUCAUCAUCAUCACCAUGGGCUAUGGCAGCUGCAUCUUCAUGUAUGUCCGGCCUUCGGGCAGCGACAUCUCACUCAACAAGCUGGUGGCCCUGCUCAGCACAGUGGUGACCCCUCUCAUGAGCCCCUUCAUCUUCAGCAUGAGGAACCAGCAGAUGAAAGAUUCCCUGAGGGCAGCCUUGAAGAGAAGCAUGAACUUCUCAAGGAAGCAUAUUAACUUCUGA
This is a messenger RNA of Mauremys mutica (yellowpond turtle), 948 nucleotides long. RefSeq names its product olfactory receptor 6C74-like. The transcript has a single exon. Bases 1 to 948 code for a protein of 315 amino acids. Gene Ontology annotation, cellular component: membrane. Gene Ontology annotation, biological process: G protein-coupled receptor signaling pathway. Lineage: Eukaryota; Metazoa; Chordata; Testudines; Geoemydidae. Gene Ontology annotation, molecular function: G protein-coupled receptor activity; olfactory receptor activity. The record is from RefSeq and is a predicted model, not a curated record.